CGCCUAAAACCGAAUAAUAUUGGCGGCGGAGGUGCGAGACCGAUCGAUCCUCGCGCGAGAAUAUGGCGAUCACAUCCGACGAAGUCAACUUCCUUGUGUAUCGUUACCUUCAGGAAUCUGGGUUCUCGCACGCUGCGUUCACGUUUGCGUACGAAAGCCAACUGGCCAAGAGCAGUGUCAUCUCCACAGAAGUGCCCCCCGGCGCAUUGAUCUCGUUCAUUCAGAAAGGGCUGCUGUAUGUGGGUAUUGAAGCACACGUGAACGAGGACGGGACAGAGCGUGAAUGCGAAGCUGAUAUCACGCUCCUGAAUCCACACAUCUGCCGAGUCGCGCAAUCCGUGUCGCGGGGUAGCAGUUCCUCUGGAGGAAAGCCUGGCAAACGAAAGCGCAAGGCAGAUGACGGCAGCGGCAGCACGACCACUGGUCUUGGACUCACGUCGAACUCCCCCGACUCGGUGCAUGACCCGGCACUGACACCCACCACGACUACUGCGACGACGACAACCACCGUCUCCGCCACGAACGAACCUUCUCCUUCGUCCCAUUCGACCAACCCCACGACAGACUCUGCGGACCCACCUGCAGCAGACACGACCAUGAUCGUGCUACGCGGCCACGAAAAAGACGCGUUCAGCUGUUCGUGGAAACCGCGGCAGAACACGCUCGUGACCGGCUCCAGCGACGCCACCGCGCGGAUAUGGGACGUUCCGCCCGACUUUUCGACUCCCGCGACUGGCCUCACGCUUGCACACGGCAGCGACGGCGCCACCUCGACGGACGUGACGACGUUGGAGUGGAAUAUGGACGGAUCGAUACUUGCCACGGGAUGCUACGAUGGCCACAUGCGACUGUGGUCGGGUACUUCUGGCGCUCUGCUGCAGGACAUGGCGCACCACACCGGACCAGUGUUUGCCGUGCGGUGGAACCCGUCGAGUCGUGUGGUGCUGAGUGCGAGCCUCGACAGCACCGUGUCGUUAUGGGACAUCCAAGCGUCGUCCAAGCUGGCGCAGAUGACUCUGCACGACGGCGCGUCCAUCUUGGACGCUGCCUGGAAGGAUGACGCGACGUUCGCCACGUGCUCGGCAGACACGACCAUCCGACUCACAAACGUCGACGACGCGGCGGGUCCGUGUGUGACAUGGAAAGGCCACACGGACGAAAUCAACGCCAUCCACUGGAACCCCCCCGCAACCGUGUUGGCGAGCUGCUCGGACGAUACCACCGUCAAGCUGUGGAAAGUGACGGACGCAACAUGUGUGUAUGACCUGACGGACCACACCAAGGAAGUGUACACGGUGCGGUGGAGCCCCACGGGCCCAGGGACCGCGCAGCCGAACCGGACCGCGGUGCUCGCGACCGCGUCCUUUGACAUGACCGUCAGGUUAUGGGAUGUCCAAGUGGGUCAAUGCACGUCGACGUUGCAGCACGACAACCCCGUGUAUGCGAUUGCGUUUAGUCCGAACGGCGAGUACGUGGCCAGCGGGUGUAUCAGCGGAGCUGUCCAAGUGUGGUCGUUGCAGGUAGGUGUGGUUUGGUAUACCUACUACUUCCUAGGUUACUGCCGACAUUUCAAAGUUACUGGCGACAUUUGCAUUUCAUUGGCUGUAAUUCUUCAAUUUCUAUUACUAUUUAUGACAUUUCAUUGGCUUACAAUUGUUUUAAGCGCUGAUUAUAAUCUUUUGCGAAAAUUCAUGCCAAAGUAUCAUUCGCCCAAAUUGAGUGAGGGCUCGAUUGUCUGUGUCAAUUCAAAGUAAAUGUCGGCAGUAACCAGAGGAAGUACUACUACUCGGAGGAGUACUUAGAACUCCUGUUACUGGGCUGCAUCGAAUAUGAUAUAAACACAACGUACUUAAUCAUAUGACGGCAUGAAUUAGACUGGCGGGGUGGUCAAGACAUAUCAAGGUCAAGGGGAUAUCUUUGAAGUGAGUUGGAACCACGACGGCACGUUGAUUUCGGCGUGCUUUUCCACGGGCGAAGUCGUCGUGAUUCACUUUCGGGUGUAAUUAGUUUAGAAUUUAUAUUACGACAUCUCCAAGUGUUUUGUGUUGUCGUUCAACAUGGGACUUCAACCUCCAACUCAAUGAAUAAAAUUAUAUAAUGAAAAAGAAAAAUACCAU
This is a messenger RNA of Aphanomyces astaci, 2117 nucleotides long. RefSeq lists its product as hypothetical. Gene Ontology annotation, molecular function: transcription corepressor activity; protein binding. Lineage: Eukaryota; Oomycota; Saprolegniomycetes; Saprolegniales; Verrucalvaceae. The transcript is spliced from 9 exons. The coding region runs from base 63 to 1754 and encodes 563 amino acids. Gene Ontology annotation, biological process: regulation of transcription by RNA polymerase II. The record is from RefSeq and is a predicted model, not a curated record. Gene Ontology annotation, cellular component: histone deacetylase complex.